AUGAGUGGACACUCCACCACUAGUAACUCAAUAAAUGUCACUCUAACCUCCGAAGGACUCGUGGAUAGAUACAUCGCUACCUCGCAAUGCUCCAGUCUCGAUAACACGAACUCCUUGAAUGUCAACGUCACCGUAACCAAUCACAUCGUAAAGAUAGACGGCCUCGAUCCUGAUACCACCUGUGACGUCACCGUCAUCGCCGUCUUCCAUAAACUUAACAGUUCUGCUGCAUUGUUCCGUGGUCUCCGUACAAACGAAACAGCUCCUGGUCCAGUUGGAGAUUUAGUCGCCUUAACGUUGUCCUCUACAGCUGUUAGACUGACCUGGAACAAACCUAUAAACCCGAAUGGUGACAUCACACAAUACAGUGUACACGUCACCUAUCCUAAUGGAACAUGUGUACAACUUAUACAACUCCUGUUGACUGCCGGCAGAAUAGCAAUGACAGUAAGGAACAUUACACUAUUAACUACAACUUUACAAAAACAACAUUAA
Messenger RNA from Ylistrum balloti, 495 nucleotides. Its product is annotated as phosphatidylinositol phosphatase PTPRQ-like. Gene Ontology annotation, molecular function: protein binding. The coding region runs from base 1 to 495 and encodes 164 amino acids. The record is from RefSeq and is a predicted model, not a curated record. Lineage: Eukaryota; Metazoa; Mollusca; Bivalvia; Pectinida; Pectinidae. The transcript is spliced from 2 exons.